This is a messenger RNA of Trichoderma atroviride IMI 206040, 1618 nucleotides long. RefSeq lists its product as uncharacterized. Lineage: Eukaryota; Fungi; Ascomycota; Sordariomycetes; Hypocreales; Hypocreaceae. The record is from RefSeq and is a predicted model, not a curated record.
CCUGCGCUGGCUCCCACGAGGUUUGAUGUUGUUUUGAUGUGAUCAUCUUCUCAUACCCAUGUACGGCUGUCUGUAAGCAGCUGGUAGGCAGACGACCGUAGUAUGAGAGCCCCAAGUACGAGAACGUAGGAAGGGUUUUCAGAGCCUUGUCCCUGCAUUGGUUUGACGCUUUGUCCGUGGUGGCUAUUCCGCAGCUGAGUUCGAGUGCAACCCUCUCCAAGCCAGUCUUGGAAAGCGGCACUUAUUAUUAUUAUAACGAGUUUUACAUUACUGUCGAUACAUACUGGAGCUGUCAAGCCAGAACCGGCGGAGUCCAUCAUGGCCGGUCCACUACCUAAUCCGAACGACAAUGACUCUCGUCUGGUAUACAUACCUUCAAUCAUCUUCCUGGUUAUAAGUCCUAUUGUCGUUGCAUUGCGAAUAUGGGCGCGGUUGAGGCAAGGUGGGAAUAUGGGGCCUGAUGACUGGACUGCUAUAGUGGCCUUGAUAUUUGCACUUCUUACCAGCUCUUUCUUGAUGACAUGCUGCCAUUAUGGCAUGGGUCGGCAUUUUAUGUACAUAGAACACGAGAACCAGAUCGAAACACUAAAGUUCCUGUACAUGUCCCAAAUCACCUAUAAAGCGGCAAUCAAUCUCACUAAAUGCUCCAUUCUACUACUUUAUCUGCGUCUAUUUGAGAUUGUUCGUUGGAUGAGAUGGACUUGCAGGGGCCUCCUCGCUUGUGUUAUUAUCUACUGCAUAUCCUCGAUGACCGCAACCAUCUUCCAAUGCAACCCGGUUGCCAGAGCCUUCGACAAGGCCCGAACAGGAACCUGUAUCAACCUUGCCACGUUUUGGUUCGCCAACGCCGGAUUUUCGAUCGCUACCGAUGUUAUUAUUCUUCUGCUUCCAAUGCCUCUAGUAUAUGGGCUAGAGGUACCUCGGGCUCAGAAACUGGCUCUAAUGGCUGUAUUCGCCAUUGGUGUUUUCGUCGUCAUUACCUCGUGUCUCCGAGUCACGACUCUCGAUGUAUUCGCUACCUCUACCGACAACACAUACGAUAUUGCAAACGUGAUGUGGACAAUCAUCGAACCCAACGUGGCUAUCGUCUGCGCAUGCCUACCAACUCUGCGGCAACUGGUUGUUAAAUUGUUCCCAGCACUCGGAAGUAAAAACUCAGCCAACAGAUACGGCACCCCUGGCUACGAUUCGAAUGGGUACGGCUCGAAGUCGAGGGGCUCGAGGGGUACGGGAAGAAGAAGCCAAGCACCACUUACAGAUGAAUGGGUGGAACCGGGUGCAAAGUCCAACGGUAUCCACAUGGCAACGAUUCGGCGAAACAACUCGAAUGCUGGAAGUGAAGACAGUAUUCUAGCCGGAGGACAGAACAAUGCGAAUAAUGGAAUUAAAAGGACGGUGGAGUAUAGUAUCCAGUAUUCUGAGAAGAAGUGACAAACAUGAUGGAGUUAUUUUUGGCUUUCAAGCCAUUUUCAAAUUAAUGUUAGCUGUAUAGAUCUCGUGCUUGAAGCAAAUAAAAUACGGAGAGGGAAGAAGCAAAUACUGUAUACAUAUUCCACAAGAAUAAACAGAACUGUACAACACUAGUUUCAACGUAAAUUCUGUGUACUAACAGUUUCUG